AUGAAGGACCCCGUUAUAAGCAACUGCAUGGACUGGGACCUCACCGUCCCGCUCGAGGCCCCCGAGGAGAGCUGGAAGGCCAUCAUGGCCGACGAUAAUUUCCGCCCCCCUACUGAAGAGCCUCAGAGACACCGCGCCUGGGGCUGUGCCGGCAAGAAUUUGGCCGCCAUCUCCGGCCGCUGGAGGGUUGAUCCCAGUGAGGCCCUGAAGCGUGCCGCCGCCGAGGUUAUCAACACAAGCACUUGUGUCACCUGCUCCUCUAUGCUGCCACCGCACGAGUUUCGUGUCGACUUCAUCCUCAUGCACGUUGUCAACGCCUCGUGCUGGCUACAGGCCCUUUUGCAGAGAGAUUCUACCUCGCGUGCGCAAAAAGCCCGCAUGAUCGAGGACACGGGCCGUCUGCUUACCUUGGUCGCGGAUGGCGUCGGCAUGCCAUUGCUGCACCUAGAGGUGCUCGAACGACACGUCGUGAAGACCUUACAGACUGGGAUGACCCGUAGUUGUCUGGCAUCACGCCAGUGA
This is a messenger RNA of Penicillium verhagenii, 522 nucleotides long. RefSeq lists its product as uncharacterized. The record is from RefSeq and is a predicted model, not a curated record. Gene Ontology annotation, molecular function: oxidoreductase activity. The coding region runs from base 1 to 522 and encodes 173 amino acids. Lineage: Eukaryota; Fungi; Ascomycota; Eurotiomycetes; Eurotiales; Aspergillaceae. The transcript has a single exon.